This is a messenger RNA of Phytophthora nicotianae INRA-310, 609 nucleotides long. RefSeq names its product adenine phosphoribosyltransferase. Bases 1 to 609 code for a protein of 202 amino acids. The transcript has a single exon. Gene Ontology annotation, biological process: adenine salvage; AMP salvage. The record is from RefSeq and is a predicted model, not a curated record. Lineage: Eukaryota; Oomycota; Peronosporomycetes; Peronosporales; Peronosporaceae. Gene Ontology annotation, molecular function: AMP binding; adenine binding; adenine phosphoribosyltransferase activity. Gene Ontology annotation, cellular component: cytoplasm.
AUGGCGCCAACGAAGCUCAACCUGGACGACCCGGAGGUCAAGAAGCAGGCGCUGGCCGGUCUGGCCAAGACCAUCCCCGUGGUUCCCUUCAAGGGCGUUGAGUUCUUCGACGUGGGCGGCCUGCUAGCCAACCCGGAGAAGCUGCAGCUGACGUUCGAUCUGUUCGUGCACGCCGUAACGCCCUUCAUGGACCAGGUGGACGCCAUUGGCUGCUUCGACGCGCGCGGCUUCUUGUUCGCGCCGUACCUGGGCGCGCUCUUCCAGAAGCGCGUCUUCAUGCUACGUAAGCCCGACAAAAUGCCUAGCGUGAGCGAUACGAUCGAGUACUUCAAGGAGUACAAGGGUGACAGCUGCGAGGGCGGCGAUCAUCUGAGCAUCCAGACGUACGCCGUUAGCAAGGGCGACCGCGUGCUUCUAGUGGAUGAUCUACUGGCUACCGGUGGCACUUGCGAGGCUGGUAUCCGCCUCGUGCAACAGGCAGGAGCCUCAGUCACGGCCUGCAUCUUCGUAGUGGAGAUCGGCGUGCUGAACGGCCGUGGCCGCGCCAUCAAGGCCAGCACGGACGAGAAGACCCAGAUCAUCGCACUACUCACGGAGAAGGACUUUUAG